AUGCCAGUGUCUGGGAAAAAAAUAGAAGCACAAUCUCAGUGCUCGCCAUCUCCUCACUUCAUUGAUGUCCCCAGCACCCUCGUAUCCUUACUCCUCUUUCCCUCAUUGCUGCUUCCUCACUCCCCCAACAUUUCUAGUCCCCAAUCUCUCCUUCCUCCCUUUUCAAUCCUCAAUUGUGGGUCUUCGUGUAUACAAUUUAGUGGGCAAGGGCAGCGGCUUUGGUGGUUCCAUUUGAUAGAACUACGAAGUUAUGCAAAAAAGAGAGGCUUUCUUUACUUUGAGUUCAAUUCAGGUCUUUCUAAAUGCAGGGAAAUUGAAGAGGCCAAGAACCUGUUUGAUGAAAUGCUUACAAGAGCUCCUGUCACAUGGAAUUCUAUGAUUAGCGGGUCUGUAAGAAACAGGAAACUAAUGGAGACAUUAUUAGAGCUUUUUCACAGGAUGCAGGAAGAAGGGGUUGAGCCUCGUGAGUUUAUAAUGGUAAGCUUGUUGAAUGCUUGUGCUCAUGGGCUUACUUCAACAAGGGAAAUGGAUUCAUGAUUGUAUAAGAAUGACUUUGAGUUUAACGUUAAUGUUUUGACAGCAAUAAUUGACAUAUAUUGCUAAUGUGGAUCUAUUGAAAAUGCUCUCUCCAAAUGUUUGAGGAGUGUCCUAGGAAAGGGUUAUCAUGUUGGCAGGAGCUCCAUUAUUAUAGGGCUAGCCAUGAAUGGUCUUGAAAGAGAAGCAGUUGAGUUCUUCUUUGAACUUGAAUCUUCCUCAAGUUUAAAGCCAGAUUACGUAAGUUCCGUCGGUGUGUUUGACAACUUGUAAACAUCUAGGCAAAGUUGAUAAAGCUAGGGACUAUUUAAUG
This is a messenger RNA of Neltuma alba, 847 nucleotides long. RefSeq names its product pentatricopeptide repeat-containing protein At3g26630, chloroplastic-like. The coding region runs from base 1 to 537 and encodes 178 amino acids. Gene Ontology annotation, molecular function: protein binding; RNA binding. The transcript is spliced from 4 exons. NCBI's taxonomy places the organism in Eukaryota, Viridiplantae, Streptophyta, Magnoliopsida, Fabales, Fabaceae. The record is from RefSeq and is a predicted model, not a curated record. Gene Ontology annotation, biological process: RNA modification.